Penicillium verhagenii is the source of this 1719-nucleotide messenger RNA. Its product is annotated as F-box domain protein. Bases 1 to 1719 code for a protein of 572 amino acids. Gene Ontology annotation, molecular function: protein binding. The record is from RefSeq and is a predicted model, not a curated record. The transcript is spliced from 2 exons. NCBI's taxonomy places the organism in Eukaryota, Fungi, Ascomycota, Eurotiomycetes, Eurotiales, Aspergillaceae.
AUGCUACUCUCGCUCCCUCCUGAAAUAAUCCAGCUCAUUCUACGAAAGUGCGAUGGGCCAUCUUUCUUGCAGGCGGCAUUUUCCUGCCGCUCUCUAUUGGCACUUGCCACUAGCAGCCGCGAUCUGGUCCGGUACCAGCUCUUAGAGACGCCAGGUCCGUCUUCCAAUAUUGAUGCGCCACUACCAACCCGCAAACUAUUUCAGCUGCUACUGCAGCAAUCCCAUCGGGAGCUGUAUGGAGUCAAUUUUCAAUUCGAGCGCAAGAUAUUCAGCUUUGGAGGCAAAGUGGUGGACAGUCGUGCCUCUUCUAUUAUAGAUGCAGGUUCUAAAAAGCAAAUUAUGUUGGUCUUCACGGAUGACCCCACAGUCUAUCUCUUGGAUAUUCAAGAUGGGGCAUUGACUCUUCAACGUCAAAUCGAGAGUCCCGCGAAGCAAUUUGGAGAUGUCCAGAUUGUCCAUACUGCGUUGAAUCAGGAGAGAGCAUAUGUGCUGCAUCGUCUUCAGCCUUUCAAUGUCCAAGAACCCGUCAGCAACCACCCUUUUGUCAAACAGGCUUUGCAAUCCAACCCCAACGGAAGUAUCUUCUUGGCUUGUUACGAUUUAAAUCCCGAGAACAACGUAAUAUACACCUAUGGGUUCCCGGAAGAGAAAGAUUACAACCCUUUGAGUUUCGCGGUGGAGAAUGACCAGUUUGCUAUUUCCUGGCAACAUGUGCAAAAAGAGGACAAUCAAGUCGUUCUUUACACUAUGACGGAGUUUGGCAACGAGUUAGACUCCGAAGAAGCCGACCCUGCUAAGCGAUACGAAGACCAAGACGAUGACCACGAUAUGCCAGAGACAGAUGCGAGAAGGUCACUAAUCAUUGCCUCGAAAUACACGUAUCUUGUCCUCGCGAUAAACAACACAUGUAAUCCAGAUUACGAAAUUACUGAGCCGACAGUAAAACUGACAUUCAAUGAUCGAGGACAACAACUUUUACACCACUCCCGGGGCCAAACUCUCUACAACAGCUUCCAGAGACUCAAUGAGUCCACGCAAGGAUCUUGGAAGCCGACCAAGAAGAGCACAAACGCUUGCGCCGUUGCACUCAGAGAAUCUCUUUCCCUCAGUUUCUCAAUUGGAAUCCCAUUUUUCGCUGCUCAUAAGCAGAUAGGUGGACAAUAUGGCAGGAUUCGUUGUUGUUGGCAGUACCUUGCUGUUGGUAUUGCAACUCAUCGGGUGGAACACUGGUCCGUGGGCUGUGUAUUAAGAUCUUCGGCCUUACCCAUGUCUCACAACUGUAGCCAUGUGGUGAACCUUGACCGAGGCAGGCGAUUGAACAAUUGGGAGGUCGUGGCCCUGCUGGAAGGGUUCCAAGAGACGAGCACCUCGCAGGGGUCUCUGAUAGCAACUUCACGUCAAGGUACCCGUAUUGCGAUUGCUAGUUGGAAGACCGUGUCAAUUUGGGCCCUGGAGCCGACCGCUUUGACUGAUGGCCUGGAUUAUCACUUUUAUCCCACUUCGUGGUACACUGCAGAAGGUUAUCCAGGGCUCCGGCCCGCUGUCAUCGAGUUAGAUGCCGUAUGCUCCCAGUUGCAAUUUACCGAGAAUGAAAACGAACUGGCUGCCAUCACCGGUCGAGGGCUCCUGUCGCUGCGUCUCAAGCCUGACGGGCGAGGAAUCCAAUUGAUCGACAGCCCCGCGGACGACAUUCUCAAAGGAAAAGUCAACGUCUCAUAG